Molecule: messenger RNA, 3908 nt
Organism: Vigna unguiculata (cowpea)
Lineage: Eukaryota; Viridiplantae; Streptophyta; Magnoliopsida; Fabales; Fabaceae
Source: RefSeq, a predicted model, not a curated record
UGUUAGAGGCAUGUGUCACCUGGUUUCUUGAAAACUGUUCCAAAGACACAAGACAAGAACAUCACGUAGGAGAUGAGAUCUACUGACUCUGUUUGCUUUCGAUUUUUCGGAGGUCGCUCCACUCACUUUCCUUCCUUAACCGGUUUUCGUUUCAACGUCACUUCACUUCACCAUUGUGUUCAGAACUGCUAAGACUGUGCUCAGCGAGCUUUUUCCACGUGGACCACCGGAGAAGCAUUUUCCGGCGGUGUUGUGAGUUCCGGUUGAUGACGUGGAUUUCCGGUGAGCGAGAUCUAUCUGGGUUGUGGGAUCAGUGACAUGAGGAGCUGAGUCGGUGGAGUGGUGUGGCUUGUGAGCGAAGAUGUUCAGAUGGAGGAGUGAGAAACACAAAGUCAAAGCUGUUUUCAAACUCCACUUCCAUGUCACCCAGAUGGUGCAAUCUGGGGUGGAAUCUCUGGUGCUGUCUAUAGUUCCAGGGGACAUUGGAAAGGUAACUACGAGGUUAGAGAAAGCAGCAAUUCGUGGUGGAGUUUGUAGAUGGGAGAAUCCUGUCUAUGAAACAAUCAAGCUUUUUCAGGAGCCUAAGACUGGGAAAUUCAGUGAGAGAGUAUAUUAUUUCGUGGUUUCAACGGGGUUAUCAAAAGUUAGCUCCUUUGGUGAAGUCUCUGUAGACUUUUCUGAGUACGCUGAGGCUACGAAACCCUCCACUGUCUCUCUUCCCAUCAAGAAUUCUCAUUGUGAAGCAGUCUUGCAUGUGUCAAUCCAGAGGCUGCAAGAAAACAAUGAUAAAAGACCGCAAGAGGAUUGUGAAGGUACCGAACUAAAACCCAAUGAUAGAAGUUUGAGGACCUACUUGAGCAAUGGAGAGAUAGAUGCAAGCUUGAAAAGUGAUUCUUCUGAAGAUGUGUCUGCCAAAGAAAAUGGCAAUGGAGCUGAAUUGAGUGCUGAUUGUAGGACAUCCAGUGGAUCUGACAUUACAACGUUAAGUUCUGAUGGAAGCUCUGGACUCGACACACCCAGAGAAGUAGGAGUGAGAAAUGGUGGUGGCAUCCACCCCAACAACAACGGUUUUGUUUCAGAUGUUAGCCACACAUCUGAUUCCCAGAAACCUGCAAUAAAUGAUAUUCAUCAGAGAUCACACUGGGACUGGUCUGGUGGUUCAGAACACAGUUUGAGUACAGAUGGGUCGACAAAUAGUUCCCAUCAAACAUCUGAUGUGGAAAUUGGAAGACUCAAGGUUGAACUUGCUGCAUUGACCAGGCAAGUGGAUGUGUCAGACUUGGAACUGCAGACACUAAGGAAGCAAAUUGUGAAGGAAAGCAAAAGAACACAGGAGCUCUCAAAGGAAAUCAUUUGCGUGAAAGAGGAAAGAGAUGCACUCAAGGUUGAAUGUGACAAUCUCAGAUCUUUUCAUAAACGAAUGGAGGAUGCCAAAUUGAGUAAUAGGAAACCAUUGGAUAGUGGGGAUCUUUGUACUCUUGUUGAAGAAAUUAAACAAGAAUUGAAGUAUGAGAAGGAGCUGAACGCAAAUCUUCAAUUACAGUUAAAGAAGACACAAGAGUCGAACGCUGAUCUAGUUCUUGCUGUGCAGGACCUGGAUGAAAUGCUGGAGCAGAAAAAUAGGGAAAUGUGUAGUCUUUCCAAUAAGAACGAAGAGGGUAAAAUCUCCCGUGAGUCCGAGGGAAAGCUCUCUAAUUCUGAAACGGAUGAUGAACAGAAAGAGUUGGAAGAGCUGGUUAAGGAGCACAGCAAUGCUCAGGAGACUCACCUACUUGAGCAAAAGAUUAUGGAUCUCUAUGGGGAAAUAGAGAUGUAUAGGAGAGACAAAGAUGAGUUAGAGAUGCAGAUGGAGCAGCUUGCACUAGAUUAUGAGAUAUUGAAACAGGAAAACCAUGAUAUUGCAUAUAAGCUGGAACAGAGUGAACUUCAAGAACAAUUAAAAUUGCAGUAUGAAUGCUGUUCUCCUCCUGCUGUUGAUGAAAUCGAUGCCCAUAUUCAGAAUCUGGAAAACCAACUCAAGCAACAGUCAGAAGAACUCUCAAAUUCUCUGGCUACGGUCAAGGAUCUUGGAAACCAAAUCAGCAGAUUAGAGGAAGAAUUGGAGAAACAAGCCCAAGGAUUUGAAGCUGAUCUAGAUGCCGUGACACGUGCCAAAGUUGAGCAGGAGCAAAGAGCCAUUCAAGCAGAAGAAGCUUUGCGAAGCACCAGACUUAAAAAUGCUAACACUGCUGAGAGGCUUCAGGAAGAGUUUAGAAGGCUCUCAAUGCAAAUGGCGUCUACAUUUGAUGCCAACGAGAAAGCUGCCAUGAGGGCAUUGACAGAAGCAAGUGAACUUCGUGCACAGAAAAGACUAGUGGAAGCAAUGCUGCACAAAGUCAGCGACGAGCUUCAGUCAGCCAAAGCUGAUUAUGAGGUAAAACUGGAUGAACUUUCCGACAAAAUAGACAUGAUGGCAGCUCAGAAACAACAGAUGUUGUUGGAAAUUGACGACAAGACCAAGCAGCUCGAAAAUCAGAAGAAGCGUGAGGAACAAGUUAGUAGGGGUUUCUUUGAAGAGAUCCAGAUGCUAAAAGCUGAAAAUGAAAGGCUUAAAGUGGAGAUUUCAUGCCUCUCUGAGAAAGUAGAACAAAAAGAUAUCUUAAGAAAUGACUUGGAACUUGUGAAGAAAUCGCUUGAGGAGUCUGAGGCUCGGUUGAAUAGUAGAACAGUGGAAAGAAAUGAGCUGGUGAGUGAAAUUGCUCUGUUGAAAAAGGAAGCAGAAAGGUCAUUUGAUGAGCUAAACGGGAUGAAGCAUCUCAAUGAUGAAAAAGAGAUUGAAACUAGAGUUUUGCAGUCAGAGUUAGAAGAACUCAGAGCUCAAUACAGUGACUUGAAAAGAGCCUGUUUUGAGGAUGAAGCUGAGAAAGAAAAUCUAAGAAAACAUGUUUUCCAGCUAAAGGGUGAACUUAAGAAGAAGGACGACGCAUUAACCAACAUAGAGAAGAGGUUCAAGGAUAGCAAUGGACGCACACAACUUUCAGAUGGAACAAAACCCAAUUUAAAGAACAAAAAAGGUGCUUCAAAUCCUCAAAGUGCAAAAGAAAUAUCAAAUCUGAGGGAGAAAAUAAAAACUCUUGAGGGCAUGAUAAAGUCCAAGGAAACUGCUUUGGAAAUAUCAGCUUCUUCAUUUUUGGAGAAGGAAAGGGAGCUCCAAUCCAAAAUUGAGGAAUUGGAAAACAAAGUAGAGGAAUUCAAUCAGAGCAUUGCUUUGCAAAAGGUUGAUGAGGAUAAGGGUAUUUCUACUUCAAAUGAUACUACAAGCGUGGCUGAGGAAAAUGGUGUUGCAUUGACAUUGUUCAAGAGUAAUUUAUCUUUGGCGGGGAAAGAAGCAGAAAGAUCCAGAAUGGAUGAUGAUGAUAAUGGAGAUGGCAAUCUUUGUGAAAGUUUAGCUGAAUUAUCGGUGUUGAAGGAAAGAAACAACUUAAUGGAAAGUGAGCUUAAAGAGUUACAACAAAGAUACUCAGAAAUGAGUCUGAAAUUUGCAGAGGUAGAAGGUGAAAGACAAAAGCUUGUUAUGACUGUAAGAAACCUGAAGAAUGCUCGGAAGGCUCAAUGACUUGUUCAAGUUCAUGGCUUGAAGGCACUGGAAAAUGAAAACAGUAUAAAGUGAAUAAAUUAAUGUGUAGAAUGGCAAGAUAAAUAUGCAUUUUCUUCCCCUUCUGAACCUAAAUGCGUGCCAUAAGGGCACCAUUUUAUAGAGUUAUUCUAGCAGUUUGUGAUGUUUUUAAGUGCUUCUUAGUUACCGAUAGUGUUCAUCAGUUUUUUCGUUGUAUCUUUUUUUUUUUUUCUUAUGCGUUCAUAUAUUCAUAUUCUUUUAUUGUAUCCUUUAAAUAUAUGAUAUAAUACAAAUUGGCAUUUCUUUCAUUGAA